GAAGCAAAGGCCGAUCAUCAUCUUUAACAUCUAAGGUCCCGCUUGCAAAAGAAAAAAAUAAAGCCGAGGAAGACAUAAUGUGAAGCCAAAGAAAUGGAAGCUCUUUACAAAAGAACAUACACGUCUCUUCUCAACCGUCCAUCUUCACCGGGUUGCUGACGUAUACAGUGAUCUGACGGCUAAGGUUUCACAAAUCUCUCAAUAAAGCCGAUACGCGGCGGCAAAGUCUGCGUUAACUUAGUAAUCAACGAGAACGUCAAUCGCCGUGAAAAAGAAGACGCUCCUAGAUGACGGAUGCUGACUUUACCGUGAACUGACGUGAAAACAUAUACACGCUGUGUAUACGCCACAGCCGUAGUUUCUUCUACUCUUCCUUCUUUCUUUGUGGCUUCUGUUCAUAGCAAACGAUCGUGCAGAAGAUCCAUAGAAUCAUUCCUAUAUACACACCAGAUAACAAUUUGAAUUUUCGUCAUAGUGAAAGAGGGUUUAGAGUGUGGCAGAGAACAAUAAUAUGUAUUCAGAUAGAGUUGCGGCAACCGGCAGGAAAAGGUCCGUAAAGGAUCGCUUGGGAGGCGGUGCUGAUAGUGCCCCCACGUAUGCCGGUCAGAGCACUCUUAAACGCCCCCGCCAGGGUGAUGAAAAAUGGAAACAUGAUCUUUAUGAUGAUGAGGAGGAGGGAGAAGCACCACGAGUUUCAAAUGGACAACCUGGUGUACAAGAUCUUCGCAUGAAGCUUCAAAGGACCUCAUAUCGGAAGUCUCAAAGUGGCAAUGACAGCCAGACUGGAGUCAGAGAUUUACGUGAGAAGCUCUCAGGACCUACACAAUCCCGUCCAGUAAACAUGGAGGCUGCACAACGUCUUGUCUCUGUUGUUAAAGGAAACCCUGCUCCCAAGCCUGUUCCAGCUAGCAAGCCAGUGACACAACCUGCACCUCCUCCAAGCAAGCCUGUACAGAAACAAGCUCCUCCGGCUGAAGAACGGUCAGUGGCAGGUCUGUUGCAAUCAUUAGGCUUGGCGAAAUACCAGAUCAUUUUUCAGGCAGAAGAAGUGGAUAUGGCUGCUUUAAGGCACAUGAGUGACGAUGAUCUCAAGGCAUUGGGAAUACCUAUGGGGCCGAGGAAGAAGAUACUGCUUGCAAUGGAGACAAAUGCCAAACGGUGAUUGAAGUUACUAUGCUAUGAAGUUAUUCAAUACAUCCUUCACCCAGUCUUACCUAAAAAGUUGGUCCAGUUUGGGUGAGCACAUGGAAUGAUGUGCUUUAAUCAUUCAUAGCCAUCCUCCAUAUUGGCAUGUACCUUUUGCUCUGCAAACCAUGCAACUUUGUUUACUAUGACUUUUGCAAGGUUGUAAGAUUGUUAUUGUUUGGGAGAAGAUUUUCUGAUGCUGUAAAUUUCAAGCAGGGCUUCACAUAGUGUUCUUUAUGGGGCAAGGUUUGACUCACCAUGCAAGCUUAAGCAUACUUGCAUCUGGAAUUUUUUCUAGGGUUAUACAUCAGUUGUAAAUUAUUUUUUGGCCAAUGUUGUCUGCAUAGCUGCUUUACCUGAUAGUUUUGGAUCCCCUUCUGCAGUUUCUCAAGUCUGCUAACCCUUUUUCUGUUGCCAUAUAAUGUUGUGUUAAUUUGCUUUUUAAGAGACUUAAGAAUCAAAAUUCGUAGACAAUUAAUUUCA
This is a messenger RNA of Cryptomeria japonica (Japanese cedar), 1668 nucleotides long. RefSeq lists its product as uncharacterized. Bases 512 to 1162 code for a protein of 216 amino acids. Gene Ontology annotation, molecular function: protein binding. The transcript has 7 exons. NCBI's taxonomy places the organism in Eukaryota, Viridiplantae, Streptophyta, Pinopsida, Cupressales, Cupressaceae. The record is from RefSeq and is a predicted model, not a curated record.